AUGGAUUUUUUUAAAAUUACAUCAGCUGGAUUGUACGUGGUAAUUGCAGUGUUUUCAUACACGGUUCACUCUACAACUACAAGAUAUUUCACCUAUGAAGAGGAUGCACCUGGGACUGAAAUAGGCAAUUUGUCUCAAGAUUUAAAGAUUGAUCCGGCUGAUGACCCGGGCACAUCAUUCCGCUUCAUGCAAGAAAGCAACUUUUCUCUUAUUCACAUGAGGGAAAUUGACGGUCUUCUGAGUGUUGCAGAAAUAAUUGAUCGAGAGAAGCUUUGCCCCAGAUCUCCCCGUUGCUUCAUCACCUUUGACAUCGUGGCCCUCUCCAAGGAAAAGUUUCAACUAAUCCACGUAGAGAUAGAAGUGAAAGAUAUCAACGACCAUUCUCCUCACUUUCCGCGCAACGAGACCGGUCUUGAGAUCGUGGAAAACGUUCCCGUGGACUCAAGAUUCCUGCUACAGAUUGCUCUCGACCAGGAUGUGGGUGAAAACUACAUUCAGAGCUACAACAUCUCUCCCUGUAGUCAUUUUGCCAUUGAAGUGCGCGACGGGGAGGGUGGAGUAAAGUUUGCAGAGCUGGUGUUGGUCAGGGAGCUCGACAGGGAGGUGGAGGACUUCUACACUAUCGAAGUUACUGCAUCAGACGGAGGAGUUCCAGCUAAGUCCGGGUCAAUGACUGUACAUAUCAAAGUGUUGGACUUUAACGACAACAGUCCGACGUUUGAGCACAGCUCUUUGAAAGUUGAGCUGAAUGAAGACUCUCCGGUUGGGCACCGAGUUCUCAAAGUGCAUGCGUUUGACCCGGAUGACGGCAUUAAUGGUGAAGUGAUGUACGCGUUUGAUGACGGGGUGUCAUUAGAAGCUGCACGCCUUUUUCACAUCGAUCCUUACUCAGGUGACGUGACGCUGAAAGCGCCUGUUGAUUAUGAGAACAGGAGGUCAUACGAGUUGAACAUCAAAGCCUCAGAUUUAGGUGAGAACUCUGUCCCAUCCGCCUGCAAAGUUGUGAUAGAGAUCGUGGACGUGAAUGAUAAUGCACCUGAAAUCACCAUCAAACCGAUGACUUCAAGCAGUGAUGGAGUCGCCUACAUCACAGAAGCUGCAGCUGCAGAGAGUUUUGUGGCUCUUAUCAGCACCUCGGACAGAGACUCGGGCUCCAAUGGAUAUGUGCACGUCAGCCUGCUUGGUCACGAGCAUUUCACCCUCCAGCAGGCAUAUGGGGACACUUUCAUGAUUGUUACCACCACUGUUUUAGACAGAGAGAAGAUCCAUGAGUAUAACUUGACUGUGGUUGCAGAAGACCUCGGAAACCCGCCCUUUAAGACUGUCAGACAGUACACCAUCAGUGUAACGGAUGAGAAUGACAACCCCCCUCUCUUCAGCAAGUCAGUCUAUGAGGUUUCCGUCCUGGAAAAUAAUAUCCCAGGUUCAUAUGUAACCACUGUUGUUGCUCGAGAUCCAGAUAUGGGAAAAAACUCCCAAGUUUCUUACAAACUCAUAGAUUCAGAGGCACCAGGAGGAGCCCCAAUGUCCACUUAUCUUUCUGUGGAUUCAUCCUCAGGCUCUCUAUAUACUUUAAGAUCUUUUGAUUAUGAGACUCUUCAGCAGAUUGAGCUGGUCAUCCAAGCUGAGGACAAAGGCUUCCCUUCUCUUUCAAGCACAUCAACAAUCAGGAUUAAAGUUGUAGAUCUGAAUGAUAACUAUCCCUUCUUCACCUCCCCUGUCCUUGUGAAUGACUCUGCUGAUAUUCCUCUGCCAUACAGUGCACCCUCUGGUUAUCUUGCCCUUCAUGCAUCAGCUGAAGAUCAGGAUGAGGGAGUGAACGGUGAGCUCACCUACCAAAUUGUACAAGGUGACCCAAAACUGUUUACAAUGAACAAAGACACUGGAGAGAUUGCUUUAAAACAAUGGCUGACAGCUGAAAUUGGAGAUGUGUUGGAAAUAAAAAUCGCAGUGAGUGACAACGGCAGGGCCCCGCUCUCUAGCACAGCCACUAUUAGGUUUGUCGUCUCUGACACAGAACCCUCUGAAGACCAAGUCAUCAUUGUGCUGCGGUCAAGUGAUGAGGAAGGCUCCAGCUUUGAUGGCUCUCUAAUUAUCAUUAUUAUGCUCAGUGGGGGAUGUGCAUUGUUGCUAAUUGCAAUAAUAGUUGUUGCUGUCACAUGCAAACACAGCCGAGGGGGAAGAAGCAGUAACAGAAAGAGAGGAGUGUGCCAGAGCCUGUUUGAUGGCCAUCCUCUGUCCAUGCUCAGUUCAGCAGAACCAAAUAUUUACAUGGGCCAACGAGGAUUCUUCCAUGAGAGGACGUCUUUGUCUCUGGAUGAUUCCUGCCUGUAUGAGGAGAGGAGUGGGGACUCAGACACAAAGAUCUUCCUGCCCUCCAAGCAUUUCCAACCAACAUCUGCGUGGCAAGGUGACAGAUUCUGCUUGCAAGUGAGUGGCAUUGGCAACAACGACCAGCUGAGCGUGAAGGACAGUGGAAAAGGGGACAGUGACUUCAACGACAGUGACUCUGAUAUCAGUGGUGAUGGAGGCAAGAAAAACUUUAGUACUUUCCAGCCAAUGCUAAAAGGCACUGCUAACAGCUUAUCAGACGACUGCCAAGAAACCUAUUGUGCAAUUCCUCCACAAAGCUUCAGAGCCUCCAGAAACAAUGCAUACACAAUAGGUUUCUCCCCAAUGCCUGUCUUCAACAAUCCUUGUGGCAAUAGGAAGGACUGUGGUUGUGGCACAAAUCUGCCAAAAUCAAGAAACACCAUGCAAACCUUUUCUAGAUCAGGGACUCUUCCUUCUUACUUCCCUCAGCAGCACUGUGAGUCAAGUGUUGGGACUGCUGUAGUACAUAAACAGGGUCCUAAUAUUGUGACUGUGGCUACUGAACUAGAAGUUGCAACUAUUUUUUAAAUUUGAUUGAGAUGUAACUGAAAGGUGUAAAUAUCUAGAAGUUCUCAUUUUUUAAGUGAACCAACA
Melanotaenia boesemani (Boeseman's rainbowfish) is the source of this 2967-nucleotide messenger RNA. It is a transcript of the gene pcdh8.1, whose product is annotated as protocadherin 8. The transcript has 4 exons. Lineage: Eukaryota; Metazoa; Chordata; Actinopteri; Atheriniformes; Melanotaeniidae. Gene Ontology annotation, biological process: homophilic cell-cell adhesion. Gene Ontology annotation, molecular function: calcium ion binding. Gene Ontology annotation, cellular component: plasma membrane. Bases 1 to 2901 code for a protein of 966 amino acids. The record is from RefSeq and is a predicted model, not a curated record.